This is a messenger RNA of Symsagittifera roscoffensis, 814 nucleotides long. Its product is annotated as large ribosomal subunit protein uL13-like. Lineage: Eukaryota; Metazoa; Xenacoelomorpha; Acoela; Convolutidae. The transcript is spliced from 2 exons. Gene Ontology annotation, molecular function: mRNA binding; structural constituent of ribosome. Gene Ontology annotation, cellular component: cytosolic large ribosomal subunit; ribosome. Gene Ontology annotation, biological process: negative regulation of translation; translation. The record is from RefSeq and is a predicted model, not a curated record. The coding region runs from base 49 to 696 and encodes 215 amino acids.
UAAUUUUCACUCCAAAAAUAGCUGAAUGAUUUUCAGAUUGCGAUCAGAAUGAGAACUAAAUUCGGUUAUCAAGUGCGACAGGCUUCUGGUGGAUUUAGGAAGAUCUUGAUCAUCGACGGAAAAGGUCAUCUGAAGGGACGAUUGGCAGCCAUUGUGGCUAAGAAGCUACUGCAGGGACAGUCAAUUGCAGUGGUAAGGUGUGAGGAGAUCAAUAUGUCCGGCAGUCUGUACCGAAAGAAGCUUGAGUGGGCUGACUUCAAAAGGAAGCGCAUGAACACUAACCCCAGUCGAGGCCCCUUCCACUUGAGGCACCCCAGUGACUUCUUUAAGCGAGUUGUGAGAGGCAUGUUGCCACACAAGACCAAGAGAGGCUUCUACGCCUUGUCUAAACUAGAGACCUACGAAGGUAUCCCACCCAAAUACAUCUGCAAACAGAGAGUAGUCGUGCCCAGGUGCAUGACCGCCUUGAAACUGCAACCCGGCAGGAAGUUCUGCAAACUCGGAGAUCUCUGCAGCGAGGUUGGCUGGAGAUUCAAGCAGGAGGUGGAUGAUCUUGAGGCGAAGCGGAAAGCGAGAGGAGCACUGUACUACAAGAUGAAACUGGAGAGGGCGGAGAAGAGGAAGAAGGCAGUAGAGGCUGCAAAGAAAGAAACAGCUCAGUACGACAAGAUCUUAUCCACGUUCGGAAUGCUCUAGAUCAAAUGCCGCGACACGCAAUGUUUUCACUGACUCUUACAGAGUGAACUCAAUCGUUCAAUUGUAUUCAAGUGAAAAGUGAAGCAAUUUACGUGUUUGAGUUGAAAUCUUUUCCGCA